Postia placenta MAD-698-R-SB12 is the source of this 303-nucleotide messenger RNA. RefSeq lists its product as hypothetical. The coding region runs from base 1 to 303 and encodes 100 amino acids. The record is from RefSeq and is a predicted model, not a curated record. The transcript has 2 exons. Lineage: Eukaryota; Fungi; Basidiomycota; Agaricomycetes; Polyporales; Adustoporiaceae.
AUGGAGCAAGCAACAACUGUGCGUAAUACGAGGGUCAGGCCCACAAGUAAGAUACUCCCGGACUUCGUGCCUGAGGAUGAUCCGGAGGAGAUUGAGUGGAUGAAGGCCGACUUGAUUGAGGUCUGGGAGCAAGGUGUCAUGCUUCCAGGUGCGCCUCAGCUGUUUGUCACAGUGGGACAUACAUACUCCCAGCUGUUUGUUGAGGAAAAGAUCAAGAAGAAGGUUGUUCAAACUGCUGAGGUGUCAGUGCCAAAACAGUACCAUGAGUUUUUGAAAGUCUUCUCCAAGGAAGCAUCAGAAUAG